GUCGCAUUGUGCGGCGCAUCAAAGUCCGGUGUACAUUAAAAUAAUACACCUAAACAAAAUUCAUUGUCCAUUCUCUCACUUUCGGUGAGUGGUUAUAUAUAAUUUUCCGGUUAAAUUUUAGGGCUCUGUCCAAAGAAAUGACAAUCGACGACGAUAAUUCCGUUUACGUCGGAAACCUGCCUUACGACGCUACUGAAGAUACUAUUCGAAGGGUUUUUGAUCUCUACGGCCAAAUUAUCGCUGUCAAGAUGGUUAAUGACCGUGGAGUAGGUGGAAAAUGCUUUGCUUUUGUUACUUUUACGAAUCCCCGCUGUGCAGAGGAUGCCAUCAGUGAUAUGAAUGGAAGGACCAUUGGUGGACGAGUUGUAAAGGUUAAUGAAGUGAAAAGUAGAAGUGGGAGGUCAAACUUUGGCCGUGACAAUUUUCGACGUAAUAUUGACAGAGAUGUUGAGUUGGAAAGGGGCAGAGUUAGAGAUGCAGAUAGAGACUAUGAUCGUGCCAGGGAUCGGUCUCAUGAUCAAAAUAGGGAAUGGUCCGAAGAUCGUGACCAGGGUAAGGAAAGAGCAUAUGACCGUGCACGUGAUAUUGAUCGGAAUCGGGACCCUUUUAUUGACAGGGACAGGGGACAUGAUGGAGAUAAGAUAUUGGAUCUCAUUGAACAUGAACGUGAAAGAGAUCGUGAUCAACAAGACAAGGGUCAAGAGAAGGAAAUAAGGAGAAGUGUCGUUCAUCAUCGAAGUGGGAACAAGUACAAAGAUCAAAUGUCUAAAUUAUCAAACGGUUCUGAUUCAAGUGAGCGCCAUAGCAGAGACUAUCAAUCAGGUUCAAGUCGUGGAGAUCAUGAUCAGGUUUCAAAGAAGCUUGACGUCUCACACCAAAAAAUGGAAGAACUCCAAAAUGAGGUUUAUCACAUGGAACAGCUAUUAAAAGAGAGAGGUGACCAUGUAUCUAAGCUGCAAGAGAAGUCUCAGUUGCAGAAACUAGAGGAUGCACUGGCAUCUGCCAAGAAGCUCACUCUAAAGCGUAGGAAGCAGUUAGUUAAGCUACAUAAAUGCUUUCUUAAUAUGAAAGAAUACGGUGAGAAACUUAGAAGUUGUGAGGAGGAACUCCAGUCUCUUGUAGGAUCAACGCUCAAAGAACUAGAUAAUCACAACGAAUUUGCCACAGACGGACUCCUAGCUAGCUAACUGGCAUAGGUAACGUAUACCUCUCAAGUGGUAGCAUGUAAGCAAACUCAUGAUUUGUUUUGCUGUAGAUAUCUAGUUACAAACAGAUACCGAAAUUGCUCAAAAUUGUUGAAGCCAGGGUCAUAUCACAAAGCUAACAUCUCUUUUUUGUUGGGGCCUGGGCCUUCUUUUGUGAGUGGGUGGGUUGUGAAUGUGAGGUUUUUGCUGAAUAUAGAAUUGUCAUGCUCAAAAAAAGGAAAGUAAUGGUCUUUUGAAGAAAGCAAGAAAGGGUUCUUGGGACUUGUUUUGUUCUUAUUUUUUAAUUAAACUAAUUCAAAUCAAUAGUAUUUUCCUAGUUUUUACCAA
This is a messenger RNA of Erigeron canadensis, 1532 nucleotides long. RefSeq names its product ATP-dependent RNA helicase DHX8. The transcript is spliced from 9 exons. NCBI's taxonomy places the organism in Eukaryota, Viridiplantae, Streptophyta, Magnoliopsida, Asterales, Asteraceae. The record is from RefSeq and is a predicted model, not a curated record. Bases 138 to 1187 code for a protein of 349 amino acids. Gene Ontology annotation, molecular function: RNA binding.